AUGGGAUACAUCUCCAUCGGAGACAAAUAUAAAACUCCUAUGCAAGAUGGCGAAGCCUAUACUGAUCAAAUCAAGUUGAGACGACAGUUUCAAGUGAAAGAAUUAAAAAAAAAUUUAGCUAAAAAUUUCAUCCCAAGCAGUGGAUACAAAGAAAGCUGCGGUGUUGGUACUUUCUAUGGAACAUUGGGUGGUGUUGUGCCUGCAAUGAGCAAUGUCCACAAAAGUGGACCAGCAUACAAACCACCGGGUAAAAAUGUCUUAACCAACCCAAGUAAAAGAGGUACAGGUUAUGGUUACCUAGACGUGACCAUUGGGGAGUAUUACAAACAUGUUUCUGACCCAUAUGAACAAGCUUGGAUUCAAACUCAGAAAGAGCAAAAAGUACAUAAAGAAAAGAUGAAGGGUACUGCUUUCAAACUGAAUAUGCAUCCACAAGAUUUUUUUGAUCCCAACCCCUUUCUUACAUCCACGGGACAUCCAGAAAGGAAACCAAAACCUUCUCAAAAGAAAAGUGGGAAACCAUUUUAUCCAAGUCAUAUUGGGUUGAAGGCUGGAGGCAUGAAAGCUGGUACAUUUGAUCCUUAUCCAAGUCAUUCCACUGACCAAUAUGUUUUGGCCAAACUCACUCGUCCAGUACAUGUGGUCAAUAAAUCAGGAAGUUUGUUUGUUCCUCCUAAGAGAGAAAAGUCACGACCAGUUGCUUCCAUUAUGCAUAUGAAUGUUAUGAGAUCAAUCAACAACCAAAACUACAAGACCAUUGAAUCCGUGUUACCUUACUGA
Molecule: messenger RNA, 780 nt
Organism: Acanthosepion pharaonis
Lineage: Eukaryota; Metazoa; Mollusca; Cephalopoda; Sepiida; Sepiidae
Source: the annotation of a GenBank genome assembly